GGACCGUUUCACAACAGUGCACGAGGCUUAAACUCAUCACCCACUUCCACUGGUCACACCUGUGGAGACACAGCUUCAUUAUUACAGAAAAAACAUCCCAAGUAUUUAAUCAGUGGGGAGUCCCUGGAUAGACUGGUUCACGCCUUCUUUCUCUGGACAAUAACCGUGACAGAAACACGCAGAAAUGAUUAGCAGCACACCGGUAUGUUAACGUCAUUGUCUCGGUCGUCGCGAAGAAGAAGUCGUCGUCUGUCUGCGGAGCUCAGCCGGAGGCUCCGGUGCGUUCAAGCCGUGCACGUUGGGGGACACUUGUGGCCUGUGGAGUCUUGACUCAAACUAAAUACAAAUCUGAGCCAUGGAGUUGAGUUCAGUGAUCAUCACCACCGGGAGCUCCGUCGGGUUUUUCCGGCUGGUCAACGCCGGGGUCGGGAGGCUGCCCAUGCCCGAGGCUGCCUGCAGGAACGCGUGGAAAUGGAGAAACAUCUCCACAUCCUCCGUCCACAGCUUCAUCACCGCGAUAUGGGCAGUGCUGUGCUUUUUCCGUCACCCUCAGAUGGCUGAAGAUUUGAUAGAAACUCACUCCGUGUUUUCUCAUGCAUUGGUGUCGUUUUCUAUCGGUUACUUCAUCUAUGACUUCCUCGACAUGAUGAGGAACCAGCAGCUGAGUCAGUGCUGGGAGCUUCUCUUUCAUCACGUAGUGGUGAUCACCUGUUUCGGCCUCUCUGUGGUGUCCUGCCGCUACGUGGGCUUCGCCGUGGUGGCCCUGCUGGUGGAGAUCAACUCUGUGUUCCUCCACCUCCGCCAGAUGCUGCGCAUGUCCAGCAACGCCUCCGGCACGGUGUACCGGGUCAACAGCAUCAUCAACCUGGGCACGUACGUGGUGUUCCGCAUCAACACGCUGGCCUGGAUGACCCGCUGGCUGGUGCUCAACAGGGACAACGUGCCCCUCCUGGCCUACACGCUGGGCAGCGUGGGCAUGGCCAUCAUGACCUGCAUGAACAUCGUUCUGUUCUACCGGCUGCUCAGGAGCGACUUCUUGAAGAGCAGCACCCGGGAGACGAAGAAGGAGAAGGAGAUGUAGAGAGGAGGGGAGGUUAUGAUCCACAAACACACUCGUUACUGUAUGUUAACGCCCUGUGGAGGAGAUUUGGUACCUUGUGUGUGAUAAUAUAAUCAAGGCUGGGAGAUGGAGGGAUCUUUUUAUCUCUUAUACUGUACAGGUACAUGCACACAAGGUGAAAUCAAACGGGCUCAUUUAAAAACAGACACAGUCACGAUCAUAAAAGCUGCAUUUAGUUGUAGUUUUAACUUGUUUACCUGUGUGUCCCGUCAUCUUUAAGUGCUAUUAGUGGCUAACUAAUGGUUCAUCUUUAUAUCAACACUGUAAGGCCUUGCGACACGACACCAAACGCCUUAUUUCCCACAGGGUGUUUCAGCUAAAUCUCCUCUAAACUGUAGCACAUCAAAACAUACUGUUCAUAAAACAAACACUCUGUAUAUAUAUUAUAUAUUUCCAUAGAAAACAUAGCAAACAAACACAAAAUAUCGCAAGAAUAACCUUUUAUUUAUAUAUAUAU
Molecule: messenger RNA, 1577 nt
Organism: Centropristis striata (black sea bass)
Lineage: Eukaryota; Metazoa; Chordata; Actinopteri; Perciformes; Serranidae
Gene: tlcd2
Product: TLC domain containing 2
Exons: 4
Coding region: 356-1081 (241 amino acids)
Biological process (GO): plasma membrane organization; phospholipid homeostasis; regulation of membrane lipid distribution
Cellular component (GO): plasma membrane
Source: RefSeq, a predicted model, not a curated record